AUGUCAGAAAGAGUAUCAUUACAUAUUAAGGAUUACUCUGUACAGGCCGAAAAUGCCGUUGAUAACACAGAUGAUCAAACUGCCUUAAUAAUAUGUCAGUGCAUUAUUGAACAUCCUACUCUCGCAUUACAUACAGAGUUUCUUCAGGGCAGUGUAACAUUUGAACAGAGAGUGAAUGAACAAUCAUUUGCAUUAUUUCAAAAACAAAGACUAAGGGAAGCUCUUGCUUUGGUGUUUUUUUCAAUGUCCAUCAAGAACAUUAAGGGAGAACGAAACAAACAAAUAAUGCACAAUUACGAAAUCUAUUCAACAAUAUUGGAGAAUAGUCCAAAGAAUGACAAUAUUUGGAAUGAACUGAAGAGCGUUUAUAAUACUUUUAGAAAUAUUGGGGGUGUUGAAGUUGCUUAUAAUUCAAAGCAACUCGAUGUCGAAUACUUUGAAAAUGAAAAGUACUGGAUUGAUGGUUUAUCUCAACUCUAUCUCUCUUAUUUUGCAAAAACGAUACUGUGUAGAGAGGAACUUGUUAUGGAAUCAAUGAAAAAUCUUUCGUUUUACUCUACUAUUUGCCCAAAUGACCAAACAUACUUCUCGUUCAUUACAGAUUUUGUGAAAGUUAUUCCUAAUGAUGAAAUAGAGCCAUUUGUUGCAUCUCUUCUCAUGAAUAACAUUAAAUUAGAAUUUGUUAUUGACCUUGUUGAAAAGGAAAUCAUGAGGUCCUAUUAUUACAAACAAGAAAGGCUCCAAACUUUAAGACAUGUUUUAAACGUGCUAAAUACACCCCAAACUCCAAUGGAUCUUGAUGAUUAUAUUAAUGGUUUGAUAUUUGGAAAGGAAAGAUGUGAUGUAUUGAAAAUUUCAAUAUUGGUCAAUGGAAGAAUUAGUGACAGGGAAGAUAAAAUCUAUUGCCUUUCAAAUCUUAUUCAGUACAUUAGCGAAAUGACUGCUCAAGAUAGUAAGGAAGAGAAGAUAAUUUGUGAUACAUUGAAACUGUUUGCAUUUGAAAUGAUUAGACCAAUUAUUAGCUCCCUAUCAAAUAUUCUGACCUAUCCACAUUCACUCUCAAAUAUUAUUACAGCUGUUAUUAACAAUACAGCGACGGGCUUGGAGAGUGAUGAGAGGAUUUUGGUUGUGUUUUCAAUCUAUGCCUCAAAAAUUGAACACUUACUCAAUCAUAUAGGUGAACAAGAAAGUAGAAUGGUUCUUUGUUUUGCCUUAUCUGAAAUCUAUUCAAGACUAGCAGAGGUGAGUCAACAAUCUCUUUAUAUUGAGAAGAGAGAUUUUUAUGGUAAUGCUUGCUGGAAUUCCAUUUCUCCCGAUGAUGAAGAUGAUUGUUAA
Molecule: messenger RNA, 1335 nt
Organism: Naegleria gruberi
Lineage: Eukaryota; Heterolobosea; Eutetramitea; Acrasida; Naegleriidae
Exons: 1
Coding region: 1-1335 (444 amino acids)
Source: RefSeq, a predicted model, not a curated record